Molecule: messenger RNA, 2568 nt
Organism: Eremothecium sinecaudum
Lineage: Eukaryota; Fungi; Ascomycota; Saccharomycetes; Saccharomycetales; Saccharomycetaceae
Gene: UBP5
Product: putative ubiquitin-specific protease UBP5
Exons: 1
Coding region: 1-2568 (855 amino acids)
Biological process (GO): protein deubiquitination
Molecular function (GO): cysteine-type deubiquitinase activity
Source: RefSeq, a predicted model, not a curated record
AUGCCACAUUGUGAAGAAACGAGGGUAUGGUGUAGAUCCAUGAGUCAGCUUUCCCAUCUGGCGGAAGAAUUUGUUAAGGAUAAUGGAUCUAGUGUGACUGACAUGAAACUGCUUCUACAGCAGUGUGUGGAUACUCUAUCAAACUAUCAAGAUGAGUGCAAAAAGAUUAAGAGUAUUCCCUGGAACGGACCUUCGAGGGAUAUGUGUGAUGCGUUUGAAACAGCAUACGUUUAUUUUAAGAUAGUAUCACUGAUAGUGUUAAACAAAAUCCCCAAACUUGAGGAGUACAGUCGUGCCAAAACGGAUUCAUCCAAUGCAAACGGUAAAGCGCUGUUGGAGAUUUAUAAUAUGUUGGUCAACCGAUUGAUCAAAGAUGAGAAAAUCACAGAGAUCAAGAAGUUUGUUAGAGAAAAUUCCCGACGUGAUAAUCAUAUCGACCAUGCGCCAUUCACGCGUGAUCUUCGUUCAGGGGGCAGUAUAACGGCACCUGUGUUGUACAGGUUACUCACAGACCCUGCAACUUCUAGUUCUGUUUUACUAAUAGAUGUGCGGCCAAGAGUUGAGUUUGUCAAGAAUCAUAUAAAAUUUCGCUCAUUAAUUUGUAUAGAGCCAGUAUCAUUCAAAGACAGUUAUUCCGACUUAGAUAUUGGCAGAAAGGCCAUGGUUACAAGCUCAGAUUGGGAGAUAUCUUUGUUUCAAGAAAGGGAUAGGUUUGAGCAUAUUGUUGUCUACUCUCAGGAAGGUGAACAGUAUCACUACUAUAUGAAACAGCAAAAGGCCUUGGUUAACUUGUUAAUAAAUCGCUCUUUUGAAAAGUCAUUGAAAAACUGUACUAUUUUGUCAUUACGUGAUGGUUUUUUUAAGUGGUCUAGCAUAUACCCUAACAUGUGUGAAGAAUCCUCGCAAGGUGAAAAUAUAUACCUAGAUGGUUCAACAUCGGGAUCAAAUCAAACUCACCAUCAAAGUACUGGGAAUAAUCAUCUAAAUGUUUUCCACAAACCGUUAUCUGAGGAACCAAACUAUGACAAGCUGAUGGCAAGUCCUAAUCACUCCCGUUUCCACCAGCAACCAAGACUGAGGCAUAUGCCUACGUUCAAAGAUUACUUUAAGAUGUCUAGCUCCAGUUCAAACACAAAUGGAAGGCCGGGAAGUGUACCAGCCCAGCUCCCUAAUGGUUGUACAAAAUACCCAGCGGCGCCCACGUUGAGGAACAAUAAUGAGCAUAUGAACUCCUUGUCACAACUCACUUCAAGGGCAAUAACUUCGCCAACUCGAACACUUUCAACAUUAGACACCCCUCACAUCUCUUCAACCCAUAGUAUGUCAAACCUAUUGGUGAAUAACAACAGCAAUACAGCUAUAAAACAAAGCAUAGUUCCCUUCUCCCAAAAUGUGAAAGCAUUAGCAAUCCCACAAUUAAUAACGAAAACGACAAUACCUUCAUUUAGUGUUGGCUUAGUAAACUGCGGCAACUCCUGCUAUAUGAGCUGUAUACUUCAGUGCUUAUUGGGCACUCAAGAACUUUACUCCAUGUUUUUGAAUAAUUCUUAUCAGAACCAUAUAAACAUGAACAGUAGAUUAGGCUCCAAAGGUGUACUAGCUAGAUAUUUUGCUCAGUUAGUGCACCAAAUGUUUCAGCAGGGAAGGGACAUAAGAAAAAAAAGCGGUAGUGAGAAAACUGCCGUAGUACCUGCACAAUUCAAGAUUGCAUGUGGUUCUAUCAAUCCAUUGUUUCGGGACCGGUCCCAGCAGGAUUGUCAAGAAUUUUGUCAGUUUUUGUUGGAUGGAUUGCAUGAAGACUUAAACCAAUGUGGAAAUAACCCACCAUUAAAAGAAUUGUCAGAAAAGGCCGAAAUAAUGAGAGAAAUGAUGCCAAUGAGGAUUGCAUCCGCUAUUGAAUGGGAGCGGUACUUGACAACAGACUUCAGCGUCAUUGUGGACUUAUUCCAAGGUCAAUAUGCUUCACAAUUGAGAUGUAAAGUGUGUGCGAGAACUUCAACUACAUAUCAGCCAUUUUCAGUCCUUUCCGUCCCAGUGCCUAGUUCCAGGUCAUGUACGAUUAUUGACUGUUUUACUGAAUUUACUAAAAUUGAAACACUAGAGCAAGACGAGCAAUGGUCCUGUCCUGACUGUAUGAAAAGACAGCCUUCUACAAAAAAAAUUACAAUAACAAGGCUUCCUCGUAAUUUAAUAAUUCACUUAAAAAGGUUUGAUAACAUGUUAAAGAAGAACAAUGUAUUCGUUUCUUACCCACCUGUUCUGGAUUUGACUUCUUUCUGGGCAAAUGAUUAUGAUAAAAAGACUCCUAGAGGGAACAAAGAAUUUCUCAGUGCUGCCAAUGAGUUGCCCUCUAGAGGACAAAUACCACCAUUUAACUAUCAGCUUUAUGGAAUAGCGUGUCAUACAGGUACAUUAUAUGGAGGUCAUUACACUGCAUAUGUUAAUAAGGGCUCUGAUUUAGGGUGGUGUUAUUACGACGACACAAACUGGAGACAAGUACGAAGUGCUAAAGAGCACAUUACUCAGAAUGCAUAUGUACUAUUUUACCACCGCAUACACGGUGUGUAA